Molecule: messenger RNA, 1794 nt
Organism: Brassica rapa (field mustard)
Lineage: Eukaryota; Viridiplantae; Streptophyta; Magnoliopsida; Brassicales; Brassicaceae
Source: RefSeq, a predicted model, not a curated record
CAUUUUAUUCAAUUCGAUAGAAAAGAACAUGUUAUUACAACGAAACUAAAAAGGUUGGGCAACAAUGAGUUAACCCGUUACUUAACUAUUUUUGAUAGAAAACGGUUUGGGCUUUCUAGGCCCAAUAAAGGAAUAUCGAAUGUGUGUAUAUACAUAUCACGAGAGGAAACCUAAACAAUCUAUUGAAAUAGCCACCGCUUGUUUCCGUCGAUCAAAAGUAAAAAAUAAUAAUAAUGGGAGAUUCCUCGGUUAAAAUGCUUGAGGGAUUCAGGAGGGAGCGUGAGUUUAUGGAGAAAGUGAGACAAUGUGGUGGGUUCGAUAUCGAGCAUUUGAUGAAAGCAAAACCAGGCCUUUGUAAUUUCGUGGCUUCGGAGACCACAAAGGAUAAACCCGCCCCCAGGUACAUCGUCCUAUAUGCUAGGUUGGGGAUCCACAAGUACAAUAUGAUCCAGGGGACUAACUUGGAGCUGCAUGGCAUAGAGAAGUACAAUGUGUUCCAUAAAGUACCUUAUUCCAUUUACUUUGUAACCGCAGUUGCAAAGGAUCCUGCUGCCGGCGGUUCCCUUGUAACUUUCCAGACCAGUUUUUAUGAAGAAGUCUUUGGGGUCAAGAGCUUGUCUUGUUUUAUUGCUAGGCCCAAGCCCGGACCUCAUGAGGAGGAUAAUGCUUAUAAUUUAUGGGUUCAAUCUGAUGAUGAAUUUGAAGACAAAAGUGAAUUGCCUGAGUGGCCGGGAGAGAAUGCUUUCGAUGAUAAAAAGCAUUAUUACGUGGUGAAGAAAUCAGAGCUUCGAGAAAAUGACUGGAUUCGUGUAUACCUUGAGCUUGCAUUCCUCACUGCACAUUUGAGCAUUCGAAGUCUUGAUCUGUCGAAGGUGGUCAUUACUAAAGUAGCGGUGUAUACUAGCGACGAGGACAUGGCUUUGCCAAACGAGAAACUCAAUGCCAGAAAUGCAAUUUUCUACAUCAAGUACAAGUACUGCCCAAAUGAAAAUGAGGCUCAUGGUUGCAAGCCAACACGUGAUGGCGUAGCUAUAGUAAGAAGAAACAUGGACAAGAUCUCUGGAGACAUCACUCUCUCGUUCCAGGGCGAUUGCAAAUACCUAAACUUAACCUAAAAAUUAGUUUAGCUUGAAAAUUUGGAUGGAGAAUCAAUAUACAUUUUAAGUAUUUUGGUGUUUUGAGUAUUGAUUAGCUAUUUUAGAUAUUUAUUUUUGACUAUUUGUAUAUAUUUUAAAAUAUUUUAGAUAACUUCAAAAUAUCUUAUACAUUUUAGAUAAUUUUUUGGAUAUUAUAUCUAAAAAUAGCUAACAUAUUCAGGUACAUAAUUCUAAUUUGGAUAUAUUUAGGUAUCCAAAAUAUCUUGGUUAGGAUCGGAUUUGGUUAUGAUUUUUUAGAUACCAAAAGUUUGAACCCGUUCGUAUAUUUAACUAAUUUUGAUUCGGGUACGGUACUACUUUUUUGGGUCGUAGCUGGUUCGAUUCUUCGGAUUCUCGGAUUUUUUGUCCGACCCUAGCAAAGCCAGAAAAAGUAAGAGUGGGUUCAGGCCCGUUUUUGGGCAAGUGCAAGUGAUGCUUAUGCAGGUAGACCUGCCCGUAAUAAACAAAUGAACACAUUAUAUAAAUGUAUUUAAAAUGUUUAACUUAUUCUCAACUAGGGUCGGCCCGCCCUACGGGCGGGAAGUUAGAAAAAAAAGUUAUUUUAUAUAAAUUUACAUUAUGAAGCAUUUUUUAAAAAACAUUGCGGGAUGUCCAAAAUAACGAAAGUCUUCUCUCUUUCAAUUGUCUUUGGCUUCAA